GAGUUAAAACCAAAAAUCAACCGACAAAAUAUGAAACGGAAUCUAACCCAAUAUCUAAGUAUGUACAGCUGAUGAAGUAAACAAAAGUCCGCCCCCAGGCUUAUCUUUUAAAGAACGGCAGUGGGAGAGAACAGCUGAGACGGCGGGAUGUCUAUUCUUGUGACGGCGGUGUUGCCACACUUAUUCCAACCAAUUCCAACAUUCCAACAAUUUCACAAGUUUUAUUUUGUAAAUAAAAUAUCUAUAUAAAAUAAUUUCCUAUUAAGUAUGAAUUUUCGUGUAGACGUUUUGCUGUUUCUUGCAUUUAUAACAAAUGUGCGAUGUGAAUUAGAAGUUGUACGAGACGACGAGUUAGUUAAUUUAAUCCGAAGUGAGAAGUAUGUUGUGGCACUUUUCUCUAAAAAAUAUUGUGAAGAAUGCGUUAAUUUUGAAAACGAACUGACCGGAUUAAGGGAAGAUUUAGUAGAGAGCCUUAAUGCUUGGGUAGUUAAGUUAGUAGAUAGUACAAUGACCCGUUUAUACUCGCCAACAAAGGAACCUGCUAUAGUAUUCUUUAGGCACGGAGUACCCUUGUUAUAUGAUGGUCCUUUAACUGAUGAAGCUAUUUUACAUAUAUUUACUAAUAAUAAAGAACCAGCCGUUAAAGAAUUAAAUGAUGAUAAUUUUGAACAUUUAACACAAUCUUCUACUGGUGCCACUACUGGUGAUUGGUUUGUACAGUUUUAUACUACUGAUUGUAUAGAAUGUCAAAGACUUCAAGCCCGCUGGGAAGCUGUAGGGGCUCACCUUAAAUCAAGAAUAAAUGUAGCAAGAGUCAAUAGGGUAACAGCUGGUGCUAAAACUGCUAGAAGGUUUAAUGUGUUUGAUGUGCCUGUGUUCAUUCUUUUCAGAAAAGGGAAAAUGUACAGAUACCAUGAGCAAGACUAUCAAAUUAAGUCAUUGGUGGUCUUUGCUCAGGACUGGUAUAAAAAUGCUAAGCCAGAGCCUAUACCAGUGCCAAAAUCGCCUUUUGAUGACUUAAUAGCUUUAACUGUUACUAUAAUGAAGGAAAAUCCUUAUUUAUGGCAGAUUGGUUUUGCAACAUUUAUUUUGGGGCUGGUGGCCUAUAUUUUAAUGAUUUUUUUGAAGAAAAUACCAACAGUUCCUAAAUCAAAAUCAGCUCAGAAAAAAAGUUCCACCAAAAAGAGUUCAAAGAGGGAAUAGGAUUGUUAUAGAUUAAAUAACCUCACUGAUGAUUUAAUAAAAGUUUUACUUUAGUA
This is a messenger RNA of Sitophilus oryzae (rice weevil), 1259 nucleotides long. RefSeq names its product thioredoxin domain-containing protein. Bases 268 to 1203 code for a protein of 311 amino acids. NCBI's taxonomy places the organism in Eukaryota, Metazoa, Arthropoda, Insecta, Coleoptera, Curculionidae. The transcript has 3 exons. The record is from RefSeq and is a predicted model, not a curated record.